UUCAUGAAGAAUUUAGACUACCAGAACUUGAGUCUUUAGCAAAAAUUGAAGAUGUAAAGUUGAUAUAUAAUAAAAAAGAAUAUAAGAAAGAUUGUCCAUUUUUGGUUGUUAACAUUGAAACCGAAGAAGAAGCGGAAAGACUUGUUAAACGGGCUAUUUUGAUAAAAAAUAUUUAUGAAUUAUGGGGAAUGGGGGAAGCCUAUGAUGAAGUGCAUGCACAAGUAAAAGCUAGUCCUGAACGAUGGUCUCUGUAUAUCCACAAAUCAUUCAAAUUUACGGUAUCAGGCUUCGGAUCCACAUGUUCAUCAGAUUAUCAAGUUCGUGUAAUCAAUUCUUUUUCUUAUCUCGGAUUUAAAGGAGAUAUCGACUUAACAAAUCCGCAAGUACAAUUUGGUGUAUUGGAAGAUUAUGGACUAGAUUCUCAUGCUCCAAUUCCACCGCAAACACCUUCUACUAUAUAUUUUGGGCGAUUAGUCGCUUCUGGGAAUAGGGAUCUAGUUCAGAAAUACAAUUUGAAGAAGAGAAAAUAUAUUGGAAAUACAUCAAUGGAUGCUGAGUUAUCAUUGAUAAUGGCUAAUCAAGCAUUGGCUUCUCCGGGAAAAUUGAUAUAUGAUCCGUUCGUAGGUACAGGCAGUUUUCUUUUAACAUGUGCGCACUUUGGCGCGUUCACUUUGGGGUCAGACAUUGACGGACGACAAAUUCGCGGACAAGCGAAUAAAUCUAUAAAGUCUAACGUAGACCAGUAUAAUCUAAGUGACAAAGUCUUGGAUACCUUAGUCUUUGAUAUACGUCAUCAUCCGUGGCGAGAAAAUCUCUGGUUUGAUGCAAUUGUAACCGAUCCACCGUAUGGUGUUAGAGCAGGUGCAAAAACACUUGGUAGAAAAGAUCCAACAAAACGGUCGAGAAUAGUAAAUGGUGUACCAGCUCACAAACGUGAAAAUUAUUAUCCUCCAACAAAACCAUACGAAAUGUCCGAAGUUCUUAUAGAUCUCUUGGAGUUCGCCGCACGAUAUUUAGUAGUUGGUGGUCGUUUAGUAUAUUGGUUACCAACUAUCGUUGACGAGUAUUCAAGUACAGAUAUACCCGCUCACCCGUGCAUGAUUCUGAUUUCUAAUAGUGAACAAAAUUUUGGGCAAUGGAGCAGACGAUUAGUUACAAUGGAAAAAUUUAAAGAAAAUGUUGAAGGUGAACAUGCAAAUGUGAAGAAUGCGAAAAGUUUAGAUAAUAUGUCACUAUUAUUCCAAAAAAAAAAAGAAGGAAAAAGUGAUAGAGAUGAAAAAGAUUUCGGAAAAACGUAUGAUAGUGACACUAAUAAAAAGCCUGGGCACUACUUAUUUCGUGAAAAGUAUUUUUCUUUCAAAUCCGAAGAAAAAACCAAACGAGAGCAAACAUGGUUAAGAUUUAAGAAUAAAGACAAUACAAAUGACAGUGUCGACCACACUCAAUCAUUUUCUACAUCUGCUACAGAAAAUUUGCUUUGUGAAAAGCCGUCAGACUAUAAUGCUAAAAAACCGGGAUGA
Molecule: messenger RNA, 1520 nt
Organism: Racocetra persica
Lineage: Eukaryota; Fungi; Glomeromycota; Glomeromycetes; Diversisporales; Gigasporaceae
Source: the annotation of a GenBank genome assembly